Molecule: messenger RNA, 954 nt
Organism: Effrenium voratum
Lineage: Eukaryota; Dinophyceae; Suessiales; Symbiodiniaceae
Source: the annotation of a GenBank genome assembly
GGGCUUUCCACGCUCCACGCGGCGGGCCUUUAAAACUAUGCCGCGCGCCUUCCUGGAUGCGUUGUUUUCCUUGGUGGCAUGGCCAUCUUUGGAAAGUCUGGUGGAUGGAAGCGACCAGCUCUUUUGGGGAGUGGUGCAGCCGCUAUCAGAGAUGACGAAGCUCAGCUACACGGCGACCUGGGGCUCCUACUACCGGCCCUACGCGCAGAACGCCACGGUCACGGGCUGGCGCCGCGGGCCGGAGGUGAACCCCGAGGCAGGCAUGCGGGCCCUCAGCUUCCUGCAGACGGACGGAAGCCUGGGCGUCAUUGCUUUCCGGGGCACUGACCUGAAUAGCAGCGGCAUCAGCGGCCAGGCGGAUGCGUGCGCCAACGAGGUGCUGGGAGGAGACAAGCUGUCGGAGCUGUGCGGGAACUUCAGCACCCAUCAGUUGGACUACUACUCGCGUGCGAUGGAGUUUGCAGAAGAGCUCGCAGCGCGGCAUCCCUCGACCUCGUGGCUCUUCACGGGCCACUCCCUGGGCGCGGAGCUGGCGUCCCUGGUGGGCGCCCUGCGCGCCGUGCCGGCGCUCGGCUUCGCGGCGCCGCCGCUGAAGCCGGUGCUGCGGCGCAAACAUUUGCAGGUUACGGUGACUCGCUGGUCCUCAUUGACUUUGUAUGACGAGCACGACCCGCUGCGCUUCCAGUCCAAGGGUGAGCUGCUGGGCAUGAACUGCUCCUGGCCCUCCACAGCGCCCAUCCCGGGGUGCCGGGCGUGUGAGGCGGACCCCCUCCUGACGCGAGAGGUGUGCCAGGAGUGCUUCGCAGCGACCCACACCUUCAGCAACUAUUUGAAGCACGUCCGGAAAGGAACGCGCCCCACUUGCCACGGCGCCCCAAUGACGGCUUAGGCGCUGCAGCUUGAGCAGCGCCCCCCCACAUAUGAGUCACCAACAAUGUUCUUAGUGCGUGUAGC